This is a messenger RNA of Cicer arietinum (chickpea), 1160 nucleotides long. RefSeq names its product alpha-soluble NSF attachment protein-like. NCBI's taxonomy places the organism in Eukaryota, Viridiplantae, Streptophyta, Magnoliopsida, Fabales, Fabaceae. Gene Ontology annotation, biological process: SNARE complex disassembly; intracellular protein transport. Gene Ontology annotation, cellular component: vacuolar membrane; SNARE complex. The record is from RefSeq and is a predicted model, not a curated record. Gene Ontology annotation, molecular function: soluble NSF attachment protein activity; syntaxin binding.
GAGUGAUAUGAUAUAUAUAAAGCCUAAAUACAAUUUUGUAUAUAAAUUGAGGAGUGAUGUGAAGCAGCAGCAGCAUCCCUUCUGUUGCAAUCCAAUGGGUGAUGAUCUCAUAGCGAGAGGACAACAACUCGCGAACAAAGCGGAGAACAAACUCAUUUGUUGUUGCGGCUUGUUUGAUUCCAAUUACCAAGAUGCCGCUGAACUUUUCCUCAAUUCUGCUAAAUCAUUUAAACUCGCUAAAUCAUGGGACAAAGCAGCUUCAAUCUUCAUCAAAUCAGCUAAAUGUCAUUUGAAGUACAGUCAGAUAACAAAUUUGAUGCUGCUAAUGCUUAUGUAGAUGCUUCACAUUGCUACAAGAAAACAUCUAGAAAAGGUGCUAUUACAUGCUUAAAUCAAGCAGUGACUAUCUUCACAGAAAUUGGUCGGCAAAUCAUGGCUGCAAAGUAUUGCAAGGAAAUUGGUGAGUUAUACGAGCUUGAUCAAGACUUCGAGCAUGCUAAAUCAUAUUUUGAGAGGGCUGCUGAGCUUUUCGAUUUUAACGGUGAUGCAACAACCUCUGGGAUCCAGUGCAAACAGAAAGUUGCACAAUUUUCAGCUCAACUUCAUCAAUAUCAGAAGGCAAUUAAGAUUUAUGAAGAUAUUUCCCAACAAUCUCUAAACAACAAUUUAUUGAAAUAUGGAGUCAGAGGGUAUCUUCUUAAUUCUGGCCUUUGUCAUCUUUGUCAAGGGGAUAUUGUUGCAAUUACCAACACCUUGGAGCGCUACGAGGACUUGGAUCCAACAUUCUCUAGAACUCGCGAAUACAAAUUUCUGGCUGAUUUGGCUGCAUCAAUUGAUAAGGAAGAUGUUGCGAAUUUUACUCGAGUAGUCAAGGAGUUUGAAAGCAUAACCCAUUUGGAGUCUUGGAAGUCAACCCUUUUAUCUAGAGUUAAGGAUGCUUUGGAAGCAAAAGUGAUGGAAGAAGAUGAUUUGACAUGAAUGAAUCAGAAUUGAAUUCUUGGCCAAUGAAGUUAUUCCAACUUUGUAUAUGUUAGCGGUAAGGGAUCAAUAUUAUGUUGGUGUAUUAUAUAGUAUAUCUGAUUUUGUUUUCACAAAUUCAUCAUCACUAAUAUAAUGUAUUUAAUAUAAUGUAUUAAGCAUUUAGAGUUUCAUUUUCUAAA